AUGAGUGACAAGAGGAUGGGAACACGGAAGGUGGGAUACGCCGAAGUUGCGAGUUGGAUGGCUCGUGAUGUCGACAACGAGACUCUCAUUUACCGACGAUUUGAUGAGCUAUCUAUCCGGAACCUCCUAUAUAUGCAGUCCGAGCUUGCCAGUCUUGAGUUUCAACUCAACAAAUUAGAUGAAGAGGACGCGGACCCCGACGAGGACAUAGAUUGGAUUGAUGUCGCGUGCGAUUGGGAGGAAAUGGAGAAACUCACAAAUCGGGCAGAAACCCAAGACUCUGAUGACGAAGAUUUUGUCACGAAAGCCCAAGUUCGCAUAAAACUCAUUAAAGAAAUACGCGAAAAGUUAAAAGAAUAUCACGAAACCUUGCUCCUCCAAAGCGAGAUAGCAAAGUUGAAGAGGCCUAAAAAACGGGUGUUUGAAGCAUUUGAGGCGUGGUUUACGAAACCGCCAAAACUAGGCGGAAAAGCGAAGAAGAUUCUCGACAACCCUAAUGAUCUUGUCGCACUGAAUCCGGCACAAGAAGCAGAUUAUCUAUCAGAGUAUCUGAGGCGGCACUGGCGAGUAAAAAAAGAGGGUGACCCCCAGGGUGUUUGCGUUGGGAGAUAUGAAGAAAAAUCCAUUACGAUCACAGUUGCCAGCAUAAGUAUCUUGACAGCUGCCACUCUUCUAGUCGGCUCAAUCGUGGGGCUUUACUUUGUCCAAAAUGACGCCGCCAAACUUGGGUUAAUAGCUCUCUUCACUGCGUUGUUUGCUUUGACUGUUGGUUUCACCACUACUGCCCGUCGGGCAGAGAUAUUUGCUGGCACUGCAGCUUAUGCGGCUGUUCUUGUGGUUUUUGUAAGUGGAGAUCUCUCCAGUUCACAAAAGCCAUAA
Colletotrichum truncatum is the source of this 879-nucleotide messenger RNA. RefSeq lists its product as uncharacterized. NCBI's taxonomy places the organism in Eukaryota, Fungi, Ascomycota, Sordariomycetes, Glomerellales, Glomerellaceae. The record is from RefSeq and is a predicted model, not a curated record.